Parnassius apollo (apollo) is the source of this 1077-nucleotide messenger RNA. NCBI's taxonomy places the organism in Eukaryota, Metazoa, Arthropoda, Insecta, Lepidoptera, Papilionidae. The record is from the annotation of a GenBank genome assembly.
AUGUUAAUUUUAGCAACAGUUUGUGAUCCGAAUAAUCAAGCAUGUAUGUAUGGCACUUGCCAACAAUGUCAAAGUCUGUAUUUAAUGCACGAAUCUAUCAAAGAUAAGGAAACAAUACAGUGGAAAGAAUGGGGAAGACUUGAAGAACAUUAUGAAAAAGACGGCAAAAAAGUUAAAGUUUACAAAAAUGUGCAGCAAGACAAGGAAGGGACAGUUCAAGAAUUAAUGAAAAUAUUUAACGAAGAACUGAAAGUAUUAAAGACACACAUAUACAAUAUGAAAACUGAGGAUAUAGAAAUCGUAACCAAACAACUUCCUCCUAAGAUUUCGCCUCUUAUGGGGACAUUAAAAGUUCAUCAAAUAUUUUCGGAUGUGCGAGAGGAAAUAAAAUACAGAACCCUCAGCUGCUUUUGUACAAGAGGUUUCUGUGAAUGUUUACAACCAAAAGUGUAUCUGCCUAUUUCCAAUGCUUCUGUUGCGUCUUCAGAUAAUACGACGGCUCUUCUUGCUGAAGAAGACAUCUGUGAAACCGAAAAAGAAAGCGAUGGAGUCACUAAUGUAAACGCUGAGCUACCAAGCAGUUCUGAUGAUGAAGUGCCUUUAAGCGAUAUUAUAAAGCGUAAGACGGUAUCAACACCCUUAAGUGAGAUUCAAUUAAUAGAUUUAUGCAAACCUGGGCGCAAAAAUAAAUGUUAUAAUUUUGUUUACAAUACACCUGAAGAACUGUCGGAAGACGAACAGCAAGACAAACAAGACGAGCAAGUUCCUUCCACUUCAUCAGGCAAAGAAAAUCAACCCGUACGCUGUGGCGAUUUUUUGAUUGUAAAUGUUCAUGCUACUAAAGGCAAGUUAUAUAAAUAUGCUUGUGUGGUGGACGAUUUAGACGAUGAUGGGGAAAUUAGAGUGACAUUUAUGAGAUCUGUUAAGCAAAAAAAGGUUUUUAUUUUAAAUAAUAGUGACAGAGCUGAUGUUGAUUAUACAGAUAUUGUUCAAAUUCUUCCUAAACCGACGACUUUUGAAAAACGAGGGCAGUUUUAUUACGAAUUUGAAAAGUGUAUUGAAGUUCACGAAAAGUAA